Scophthalmus maximus (turbot) is the source of this 8124-nucleotide messenger RNA. It is a transcript of the gene lsp1a, whose product is annotated as lymphocyte specific protein 1 a. Gene Ontology annotation, biological process: signal transduction; muscle contraction. The record is from RefSeq and is a predicted model, not a curated record. Lineage: Eukaryota; Metazoa; Chordata; Actinopteri; Pleuronectiformes; Scophthalmidae. The transcript is spliced from 9 exons. Gene Ontology annotation, molecular function: actin binding; calmodulin binding; myosin binding. Bases 301 to 1491 code for a protein of 396 amino acids.
UUCCCAACAGGCAUUGCAGGAGAGUAAACCCUUUACAGCAAGAAGAGAGUCUGUGUAUGUGUGUGUGUGCGUGUGUAACCACGAGAAGAGCCUUUAACAGUACAGCACACAUCAAGCGUCAAGCUAAAUCUGAGCUCCUGGCUUUGGAAGAGCUGCAGGAAAGAAAGCUGCCUUUAAGUGUUGAGUAAAAGAAGAGGAGAAAAUUGUUCUCAGUGGCCGGUGUGAUCUGUUUCUGCCAGAGGGAAGACAUCAAGAGGACGAGGAAGAAUUAGAAGUAGUAGAAAAAGAAAGGAGGCCAACAUGUCAAAUGCACUGCUGAGGAGAAACUCCAGCAAGCAGGGUUUACAAAACCUGAUGAGACUGACUGCUCAGAGAAGCAUCGAGGACGCUGAAGAGGUGGAGAGGGAGCAUCGGCGUAGAGCCCGAGAGGCUUUGGAACAUACAAACAGCGGUUCAACACUUGUAGAGUCCUCACCAGAGAAUGGGAUGCCGACAGAGGAGAACAUGUACAAUAGAGACUUCAAACCUAGCAGCUCCCCAUCUCUGGAGGAGGACGAAGGCUUCAGUGAUUGGACUCAGCGCAGAGAGAGACAGAGGCAGCAGCAUCUGCAGGAGCUGAGCCAGGGUGGUGAGGAGGAUGAGGAAGAGAACACGAUAAACAAAGCUGCAUCCGUAAAGACUGUCAGGGCCUCUGUCACUUCCUCCAGUCGACUUCAGGGACUGAAGCAAGAAGAGACGGACAGGGCCAGAAUGGAGGCGGAGAGGAGGAAGGAACAUGAGGAGGAGGUGGGGAAAAGAAAAGAAGUUAAAGUAUCAUACACAUCAAAAGUUUUCCUUCACCAACAACCGAAACAUAGCAACUCCAAUGGGGAUGCAACCAACGAGGAGGUGGCGUCACACAUCAACAGUAAGACAAAGAGAUCAACCAGAGCCAUGGAGCCAGAGGAGGCGGAGGCCAUCCUGGAGACGGAGCAGUGUCUGGAGAAGAUCCGACGAGGCUUCCAGGUCAAGGAGAGCCAGAAGCUGGAGCAGCUGAAGAGUAGGAGGGAGGACAGACACCGGGUCAGGGAGGAAUAUGAGCACCAGAGGGAGGAGGAGGAACAGCAACGGCUGGCCAAAGAGGAGCUAAAGAGCCAGACAGUCUUAUGUAGAAAUAUGGAGCUGAACAGUGCUCGUGACUGGCUCCAGGGGGGGAGGAGAUGGAUGAAGGAAGACAACGAGAGGAGGAGGGUGGACACAGCGGAGAGGAUGAAGAGCCUGAGCACGUCCAGCGUGGACGGGGACGAGAUGUUCAGUCCCUUCAGUCCCCAAGCUCCCACAUACAAGCCAAUGGGUUCAGCCUCAGCUUAUCACAGAGAGAAAGGAGUCUCUGAACCACUUGCUGAAGAAAAGAUGCUGACAGCUGUAUUUUCUCUGCUGGUUGGUGAGGUAUGGCGGCUCCAGGCAGUCUGCAGCAGCUUAACAGCUUGGAGUAGCUCUCCGCAGGAGUGAAGCCUCGGUGUGGAUGCUUUUAUUUAAAAAUGACAUGGCCGUUGUUCAGAGGGGGCGUGAUGCCAGAGGUUAGAACCUUUGACUCCAGCAGUGUGAGUGCAUCUGAGCAAUAACCUGCACAAAACAGGCUUCAUGGGGAUAUGAGCACUUUUUCUGUUAAACCUGCAUAAUUGUUGGUAUCAGAAACAAGUUGUGAACUCAAAACUAUUCAGGUUUCAUCCAAAUGGAUAUAAAAAUCUAGAUAAUCUCUACAAGAAAAUUUGAAUUGAUUUCCAUUUCCCUCCAUUAUGUUACAGUAAGUGACAGUUAAAUUGAAUCGUGAUGUGAAACUUGUUGAAAGAGAGAGCACACUUUUCUUUCCUGUAUUACUUCAAGGGACAGUCGCCUCAUUAGUCCACCUAUGAUGUAUCUGACUGGCCAUUUUUCCUCAUUCCUGCAGAAAACACUUGAGUGUCUCAAAAUUGUUCACCUCUACCAAAUGUAGGUGACUUGAUGAUUCAUGUGGUGUGGUGGUUGUGUCUAAAGCUUGAUAUAUGCUUGAUGCAUCGGUUCGUCAGCAUGGCAGCGGUGACUUCAUUUUGACAUUACUGCCCGUGUUGUGAGGUCGUACACGUCAUGUUUUGCAACUUGGCACCCGCGGCGCGUCUGGCACACUGGCAAUAUGGACGGGCUGGAGGAAAAACUUGGACAGUACCGUCUGUUUACAUGCACAUAUGAUCAGAAUGGGACGCAGAUUUUGACAGAUGAUAAAAACAGAGAAUAAUUUUUCAUGGCCCUGUUGAGAUCUCUCCUUUAACACCAGUGUAGUUUCAAAGUGAAUCAGGAGAUAAAAGGCCCACAGUUGUAAUUUCAUCACAAAUUCUGUUCAUGGCUUUAAAUGUUAUAUUUACAUCUACGUUUAUUGGCCCUAUUGUUUAGCGUAACAAUUCUAUUGAAUAGUAAAUGACUGCCACAGGUAUCAUUUAGACUGGGGACACCACUUUUUAAGGGUACAAUGUAUUAAAAAUGUUCCGAAAAAUAGCGUGCACAAAGAAAUGUAAUAAAUGAGAACACAGGUUUAUUUGAAAAAGAGAACAUGUACAAUCUCAGGAAUAGUUUGUCCUUUCACACUUUGUAGGUGUAUUUCUGGGGACCCAAGUGGUGCAAUUUUGACACAUUUAAUAUUAGUAAACUUUGAAAAUGAAAAUAGAAAAGCAUACAUUGCUCUAACUUUGCAGCAGCAGGGCGGGGUGAACAGCACUCUGUGCAGCAGCAGGGCACAGGCACUGCACUAAUUGUCAAAAAAGGGGGGGUACCCAGUCAUAAUCUUGCCUAAGGCACCAAAAUGGCUAGGCUAGGACUGGGUGUUGAUAUUGUCUUGAAGGUUAUGAUUAGGCUGUAGCCUGACAUUGUAAAUCCAGUGUCUACUGGUAUUGCUAACAAAUAGUAGGCCUAUGUUACUAGUGUUUUGUGUGCAGGAUGUGGGGGAAAUACUUUUUUUCCUUUAUCUGAGAAAAAGUGUCCCCACCACUUUUCAAAACAAAGUGACGCCCAUGAUGAUUUCUAAUUUAACCUGUCCUUGGUACCAGGCUCUAAAUGUUCUUGGGGAUGGCAUUGUCCAGAGACAGGUGAUAAUGUUUUGCAAUGAGUGCUCAGGAGAGAUGCGUGUUUUCCUUUUAAUAUGAUAAGCUAGAGCCAAACAGUGUCGUUUGGGGGGAAUUGAGGGGAGGUUUUCAUUAGGACACUGAAUUCGUCCCCAACAAAUCAUGGCCCUGUUGAGAUCUCUCCUUUAACACCAGUGAAGUUACAAAGUGAAGAAGGAGAUAAAAGGCCCACAGUUGCAAUUUCAUCAGAAAUUCUGUUCAUGGCUUUAAAUGUUAUAUUUACAUCUAUAUUUAUUGGCCCUAUUGUUUAGUCUAAUGAUUCUAUUGAAUAGUAAAUGACUGCCACAGGUAUCCCCACCACUUUUUGAAAUGGACAAUUUAGUCCCCACCACUUUUUCAUUCAUUCGUCCAAAGGGCGAAAAGAAAAACUCCUUCCUUUACAUUGUUUUUCUGAAAGCAAGUUUAAAACCACUAUUUCUUCCUCAUCUACCGAUCCCAAAACCAGCUCUGUCGCCGCUACCAUGGUGCGUGACUCCUCUUUCUUCUACUUGUGGUGAUUCCAGCAGUGUAGAUUGUGUUUUGUCAGCAGCAACACCUUUUGUUUAGGCGAAGACUGCACUGUCAGACGCCCCUGAAGCGCGAGUAUAAAAGAAUUGUGAAUUGCUGUGAUGUAUUUUUUUUUGUUUCUGUUUUUUUUCUUUCUAUUAGUUUAUCAGAGUAUGGUGUCAUUGUCUGACUCACAAAAAGCGACUGACCCAAACAUUUACUAGAGUUCCGACGACAGAUGCAUGAACAAUCUCACCUCACCUCUUUAUUGCUGUAGGUAAAACUCGCUACCGACUGAGUUGAGUUACACCUUACAACAAGCUAAAAAAUGAUUUCAAUAUUUUGUGAGAUCAACAGUGUCUCUGAUGACAUUUUAACUGCACAUCUGUUGAAGCAAAUGAUUCAGAUGAUGAAUGAGAUUUCUCCCCAAUGUGGAGAAAUGACCUCAUCCAGCAGCACGAGAAUGAGAAUAAGACAAAACAAUUUCAGACAAACCUUCAUUUAUUCACCAGUUAACCCAGAUUUGAAUCAAUUUUGACACCUGGAGUCCACUUGUGCUUGUACUUUUCGGGUUUUGAUUAAAGCGUUAACAUUUCAAACUAAGGAGGCAGAAAUAAACUGAGGAAAACACACCUGAAACUGUCACAGUCUGCUCACCUACAUACUGGCUCCAGUAAAUUUCCACUCACCCCACCUCUGCUCCUAUCUGCCAGCCAGCCACACCCACCUCAUUAGUUCAUUCCCCUCACCUGGUCUCUCAGCUGCAUCUCAUCCACAAUCAGACCAAGUAUAUGAGCCUCUCCAGUUCACAGACUCAUUGCCAGAUUGGUCUUUGCAUCGAUGACAGACUUUCCAGCGUUUGGACUGAUUUCCCGGCUUCGACCCUGCUUCACCUCGACUUCCCUGCCUCGUCUCUGCUACGGUAAACACCUCUGCCCUUCGGCCCCCGACUACUAGCUUUGUCAAGUGUGUUUCUGGAGCACUGUCUGCCUGUCUCCUCGGCGACCUGGCUUCUCCCCGUACCUGCUCUUCGUCGUGAGUUUCCAGCCAUGAAUGCUGUGGGUUGCCUCAUCUAAGCUGUGUUGCACCCCGGCCAUCUGGACUGCUCCUGGGUGUCUGCUCUUCCGCCUGGUAUAUGCUACAAGCUGCAGUUAGACUGUUUUCUCUGCCAACCUGCUGGUCUGCUGCAAUAAAACACAUUACCAACUCUCCCUGUGGUGUACCCCCUCCCCCCACCCCGUUACAGUACAAUCUGGCCAGUCAUGGACCCAGCAGACACCUCGUCACCAUCAAGUCACUUAGAGAGGAUUAAGAAUGUCCUCCAGCGACACGAAGCAGCAGCUUAUAACCAAGCACAGACUCUUGCAGCGUUAACCACCCAGAUGCAGCAUGAGGUCUCAAGAGCAUGCACCAGGGGAACCAGUCAGUGGUCGACUUCUCCAUUGAAUUUCGCACCAAGGCCCGCCGGAGUGACUGGAACUCUUCGGCCCUCUGUGACACUUUUCAUCAUGGUCUGGCUGACUACAUCAAGGAUGAGCUAGUCUCUCAUGAUCUCCCAUUGACAUUGGAUGAGUUGAUUGGGCUGGCCAUCCGAGUGGAUCUUCGGGUUCGGGCUCGGAGAGAGGAGAAGAAGCAGGUCUCUUCGGGUCAUCAACCUCAUGGCCGUCAACAGAGAUUCUCCCCUGCCACCAGCUCCACCACCCCUGUAGGACUACAGCCAGGGGGUCCUGAACCCAUGCAACUAGGUAACCAGCCUUACACCGGAGGAGUGGGAGCAUCGUCGACAGGCUAACCUCUGCCUGAACUGUGGCCAGGCCGGCUAUUUUGUCUCUCAUUGUCCAGCAAAAGCCAGGGCUCACCAGUACUGGUGAGCCAUACCUCCAUGCAACCUUUCCCAAACCAAAGACCCCUGUUUCACAUCAAGCUUCUCCUCCAAGAGGGUUCCCAUUCCCUUUCCACCUUCAUAGACUCUGGAGAUGACGCCAGCAUCAUGGAUGAAGGGCUCGCCCACCAGCUGGGGAUUGGUCGGGUUCCUCUAUCUCACCCGAUAGCAGUCAACGCCCUGGACGGUCAUCUUCUGGGGACUGUCACUCAUUAGACCACUACAAUGCCCCUGCUGUGUUCCAAGCCUUGGUAAAUGACGUGCUGAGAGACAUGCUAAAUCGUCAUGUGCUUGUCAUUCUGAUCUUCUUUAAAUCCUAUGACGAGCAUGUCCACCACGUCCAAACCGUCUUGCAGUGUCUCCUAGAGAACUCCCUCUUCGUGAAGGCAGAGACAUGUGAAUUCCACGCCACUUCUGUCCCUUUCCUGGGGUACAUUGUGGGCCAGGGCAGUAUACGGAUGGAUCCAGCCAAAGUGUCGGGGGAAACCUCCUGGUCAGUUCCGGACUCCCGCAAGCAAUUGCAACGGUUCCUGGGGUUCGCCAAUUUCUACCGCCGUUUCAUUCGCAACUACAGCUCCAUUGCCGCCCCUCUCACAGCUCUCACCUCCUCCAAGGUCCCCUUCAUCUGAACUCAGGCUGCAGAAAAGGCCUUUCUGACCCUCAAGUCCCAGUUCACCUCUGCUCCCAUCCUCCAGGUACUGGAUCCAGAUCGUCAGUUUGUGGUGGAAGUGGAUGCCUCCGAUGUGGGAGUGGGGGAGGUCUUAUCUCACCGUUUGGCCACGGAUGACAAACUUCACCCCUGUGCCUUUUUCUCUCGACGCCUGUCACCUGCAGAGAGAAAUUAUGACAUUGGGAACAGGGAGCUGCUGGCCAUCAAGUUGGCCUUGGAGGAGUGGCGACAUGGGUAGAGGGGACUAAACAACCCUUUUUGGUAUGGACUGACCACAAGAACCUUGAGUUUAUCACAACCGCCAAGAGACUGAAUUCUUGCCAGGCACGUUGGUCUCUGUUUUUCACCUGCUUCCAUUUCUUCCUUUCCUACCGUCCUGGUUCCCACAACGUCAAGCCUGAUGAUCUGUCUCACCAGUUCCAAGGGUAGGAGAAUGCUGUCAAUGGGUCUGAUUCCAUCCUCCCGUGCUCCUGCAGGAUUGCCACCUUGAUCUGGGAGGUUGAGGAAAGGGUGAGGUCUGCCACCAAGGGUCAACCUGGACCCAGUGCUUGCCCCCCUAACCGUCUAUUCGUUCCCCAAACCCUGAGGUCUGAUGUUCUCCCGAGGGCCUACACCUCCAAGCUCACCUGUCACUCGGGGGUCCAAAGAACCCGUGACUUCCUCCUUCCUUGUGUCAGAGGAGGACACAAAGGAGUUUGUAAAAGCCUGCCCAGUCUGUAACCAGCACAAGUCAUCUCGCCAGGCUCCAGCUGGCUUCCUACAGACUCUCCCAGUGCCACAUUGCCCUUGGUCCCACAUAUCACUAGAUUUCGUCACAGGUCUACCCCCAUCGGACGGCAACACGACCAUCCUCACUGUGGUAGACCGGUUCAGCAAGGUGGCACAUUUUGUGCCCCUGCCUAAACUCCCCUCAGCAAGGUUCUCCUCCACGUCUUCCGGCUUCAUGGUCUCCCUGUCGACGUGGUAUCAGAUUGAGGACCCCAGUUUGCCUCUGUUUUCUCGAAGGAGUUCUGCGGACAACUUGGAGCCAAGGUUCCACCCCCAGUCCAAUGGCCAGACGGAACGUAAGAACCAGGAGAUGGAGACGGCGCUUUGCUGCAUGGUCUCACAGAAUCCAUCAUCCUGGUCCCAACAGCUAUUGUGGGUCGAACAUGCUCACAAUACUCUGACCAGCUGACCACGGGUCUUUCUCCAUUUCAAUGUGCACAUGGGUACCAACCUCCACUCUUCCCGGCCUCGGAAAAAGAGGUUUCCUUCCCGGCUGUCCGGACCUUCAUCUGCCGUUGUCACCGCACCUGGACCCAAGCACGGAUUUCUCUUGAACGUUAUGCCACCUCUGCCAACCGUUGUCGUUCUCAGGCGCCCACAUACCAGGUUGGGCAGAAGGUGUGGCUGUCAACCCGAGACCUUCCUCUACGGGUGGAAUCCAAGAAAUUGGCACCAAGGUUCAUCGGCCCUUUCACCAUCGAGAAGGUCAUCAAUCCUGUGGCGGUGAGACUCAUGCUCCCCAUCCAUGCGGGUUCAUCCAACGUUCCACGUCUCUAAGGUCAAAGAGAGCCCACUGGUCCCUGCUGCCCUACCUCCACCGCCUCCGCGGUGCAUUGACGGGGGUCUCACCUACUCCGCCCGUCGCCUCAUCCGAUCCCGAUGUCGAGGAAGGGGCCUCCAGUACCUUGUCAACUGGGAGGGGUAUGGGCCAAAAGAGAGAUCCUGGGUUCCGGCUCGACACAUCCUGGACUCCCGCCUCAUCAGGGAUUUUCAUCAGCAGCACCCUGACUAACCCACUCGGACCUUGGCUGCCCCUAUAAAUCCCCGGUGGGGGGCUCCCCCGGCUCCUUCUCCUGAAACCCCCGAACGAAGAGAAACCAUCCUCGGAGGGGGAAGGAGCAACAGCUGAUUGAUGAUUUCCCGGCUUCGACCCUGCUUCACCCCGACUUCCCUGCCUCGUCUCU